UGCCAUACAUUCAAUUUCAUUUGGCCUCUUUUACGGACCCUACCCCUACAUCACUACUUUUCUCUUCUUCUUCUUCUUCUUCUGAAUCCUUCGAAAUUUGCAGAGGUACUUCAUUUCCUUUCCUUUUCUUAGUCGAAUUUCUGUUCCAAUCAUUCUUUCCAACUAUUUUUCCUUCACCUCGAAUCGAUUCGUUUGUUCGCCUUUCGCCGUCGAUUGAAAGAAACUCCCACUCACUCCUCUUCUUCUUCUUCUUCUUCUAUCACCGCCAACACUUCCUCUUUCUCUCAACGCCGCCAUGGUUUUUCCAACUUCUAUAUUCACGAUUCUCGGUGUUCUUCUUCUCUGGAUUUUGAUAAUCCAGGGAUUUGGAUCCCACGCUCAGUUUUUGCCCGAAGCCGAAGUGAAAGCCCUUCAAACAAUAUCUUCGAAACUUAAGAAUUUAAGCUGGAAUGUUACCCGGACUUCUUGCAUUCAAGGUGAAGGCUUUUCCAAUGGAGCUUUCCCGGGAAACCAAAUCAUGAGGAAUGUCUCAUGCAAUUGUACUUCCACUGUUUGCCAUGUGACAAUCAUCCUGCUUAAGGGUCUCAAUCUAACAGGAACUUUUCCAGAUGAAUUUGGUAAUCUUACGCAUCUGAAGGAACUUGAUCUUACUCGCAACCAUAUUAAUGGCCAACUACCCACUAGUCUUGCCAAUGCUCCUCUUGUCAAACUUUCUCUCUUGGGAAACAGGCUAAACGGUUCAAUUCCCAAGGAAAUUGGUGACAUUGGCACCCUUGAAGAGCUGGUCUUGGAAGACAACCUGUUAACUGGAAAUCUACCUCCCAACCUUGGAAAUCUGAACCGUUUGAACAGACUGCUUCUGUCCGCAAACAAUUUCACAGGAAGAAUACCAGACUCAUUCGGAAAAUUAAAGAACUUGGUUGAUUUUAGGAUAGAUGGGAAUGGAGUGUCUGGGAAGAUUCCUGAAUUCAUUGGGAAUUGGAUCAACCUUGACAGACUGGAUAUUCAAGGAACAUCAAUGGAAACCCCCAUUCCUUCUACAAUUUCUCAAUUGAAGAACCUAACUCAAUUGAGGAUAUCUGAUUUGAAGGGAUCAUUUAUAAGUUUCCCCAAUUUGACAGAUCUGAUAAAUAUGGAAGAAUUGGUCCUGAGGAACUGUUUAAUUAAUGGUUCAAUCCCUCAGUAUAUUGGAGAAAUGAAUAAAUUAUCAACUCUGGAUCUAAGCUUCAACCAUUUAACUGGUCCAAUUCCAGCGACAUUUCAGAAUCUGAUCAAGAGAAAGAUAGACUUCAUGUUUCUCACAAACAACUCACUGAGUGGUGAAGUGCCCGGUUGGAUUUUGAGGAGCAAAAAGAACAUAGAUUUGUCUUACAACAAUUUUUCAGGGUCUACUCUUGCUAGUUGCCAACAGUCACCUGUGAACUUGGUAGCCAGUUACCCACCUGCAGCGAAUCAUCAAGUUCCUUGGUGCCUCAAGAAGGACCUUCCAUGCUCCGGAAAAGCUGAAUAUCAUUCCUUGUUUAUUAAUUGUGGAGGAACCAGAUUGAGGGCUGAUGGGCAUGAUUAUGAAGAGGACUUAACUACAGAGGGCAAGUCAAAUUUCUUUUCUGUUUCAGAAAAAUGGGCUUAUAGCAGUACAGGAGUUUUUCUGGGUGAUGAAAAUGCCGACUACUUAGCUACAAAUAAAUUAGGCCUGAAUGUGAGUGGUCUUGGCUAUAACCAAAAUGCCCGUCUUUCCCCUCUCUCCCUCAAAUAUUAUGGUCUCUGCCUGCGGAGCGGAAGCUACAAUGUGAAGCUCCACUUUGCUGAAAUUAUGUACUCUAAUGAUCAAACUUUUAGUAGCCUGGGAAAGCGUAUAUUCGAUAUAUCAAUUCAAGGAAAACUAGUCAAGAAGGAUUUCAAUAUUGUGGAGGCAGCUGGGGGUGUGGGUAAGAACUUCACAGUGGAAGAUAAAAAUGUUUCUGUCAAUGGCAGUACCCUUGAGAUUCAUCUAUAUUGGGCUGGUAAAGGAACCACAGCAGUGCCAGACAGAGGAGUUUAUGGACCCCUUAUUUCUGCAAUCACAGUUACACCAAACUUUAAAAUUGACGAGGGAGGACUAUCAGCUGGAGCACUUGCCGGCAUUAUAAUUUCUUCAUGUGCAGUACUCAUCAUAUUGGUCGUUGUAUUUCUUUGGAUGAAAGGUUACAUCUGUAAGAAGGAAGUCCCAGCUAAUGAACUUUCUGGCGUAGAUUUACAAACGGGUCAUUUUACAUUGAAACAAAUUAAAGCUGCCACCAACAACUUUGAUCCUAAAAGUAAAAUAGGCGAAGGUGGAUUUGGGCCUGUCUAUAAGGGUGUAUUGUCUGAUGGCGUUUUGAUUGCUGUAAAGCAACUCUCCUCGAAAUCGAAGCAAGGUAGCCGUGAGUUUGUCACUGAGAUUGGGAUGAUAUCUGCAUUGCAACACCCAAACCUAGUUAAGCUCUUUGGCUGCUGUGUUGAGGGAAAUCAAUUGUUGCUAGUAUAUGAAUACAUGGAAAAUAAUAGUCUUGCCCGUGCGCUUUUCGGUCGGGAGGAACAAAGGCUACAUCUUGACUGGCGAACAAGGAAGAAGAUAUGCUUGGAGAUAGCUAGGGGGUUAGCAUACCUUCAUGAAGAAUCAAGGUUGAAAAUUGUUCAUAGAGACAUCAAGGCCACAAAUGUGCUGCUCGACAAAGAUCUUACUGCCAAGAUUUCUGACUUUGGUUUGGCCAAGCUUGAUGAAGAGGAGAACACCCACAUCAGCACACGAAUUGCUGGAACCAUCGGUUAUAUGGCACCAGAGUAUGCAAUGAGAGGAUACUUGACAGACAAGGCAGAUGUUUACAGCUUUGGAAUUGUUGCUUUAGAGAUAGUUAGCGGAAAAAGUAACACAAAUUACAGGCCGAAGGAAGAGUUCGUCUAUCUUCUUGAUUGGGCCUAUGUACUGGAAGAACAGGGUAACCUUCUAGAACUGGUAGAUCCAGACCUUGGUUCAAAUUACUCAUCAGAGGAAGCAAUGAGGAUGCUGAACAUAGCUCUGUUAUGCACCAACCCAUCUCCCACGCUCAGGCCAACCAUGUCUUCCGUGGUGAGUAUGCUUGAAGGCAAUAUUCCAGUCCAAGCUCCCAUCAUCAAGCGCACUGCAUCAGGCCAACAUCCAAGGUUUAAAGCGUUUGAGAUGCUCUCACACGAAAGCAGAUCGCAGAUUUCAAGCUCAACGUUUUCGGGAGAAGCUGCUGAGGCUCAGAAAAGCAUGUUAAUGGAUGGGCCAUGUACGGAUUCCGCAGUAUCCACUGACAGCAAUGACAAGAAUCUCUACCACUCUGCAUCCAGUGAUCCCAUCCAAAAUCAUCGUCGUGUUGAUGAUCUCAAACCGUCAGAUAAGUAAUUCAUGGAACACCAUAUUUAUAUUUACUUCUUUCAUUGCAAGCUCUAUUAUUUAAGUCAUUUGAUUCUUUGUACAAAUGAAAGGAAAUGCUCUCUCAAAUUGGUUAUAUUUGUUUUGGCAACAUACUUGUGUGCAUACUGCAUACACUGUCUUUUGGCAGAACAAAUGAGAUGAAAUGAACUGUAAACAAAUUGAAUUAUAUUGGAAAAUCUGAUCAUUCUUACCCUUUU
Cucurbita maxima (winter squash) is the source of this 3618-nucleotide messenger RNA. RefSeq names its product probable LRR receptor-like serine/threonine-protein kinase At1g53430. Gene Ontology annotation, molecular function: protein binding; ATP binding; protein kinase activity. Gene Ontology annotation, biological process: protein phosphorylation. The coding region runs from base 296 to 3388 and encodes 1030 amino acids. The transcript is spliced from 24 exons. The record is from RefSeq and is a predicted model, not a curated record. Lineage: Eukaryota; Viridiplantae; Streptophyta; Magnoliopsida; Cucurbitales; Cucurbitaceae.